AUGGAAACAAACGCCGCCAUGGAGGAAAUAUCUAUUCCCACUAUUACUUUGCCUGAGGCUGAGAAUUUAGUCCACGAGUUGUACAAACCAAACCCCCCUCAUACCAUUUCCCGUAUCCAAGAAAUUCUUCAGAACCUUCAGAAAUCUCCUGGAGGAUGGCAGCUUGCAGAUGGCUUACUUAGCCGACCGAAUGACAAUGUCAAGUUUUUUGGUGCCUUGACCUUCACGGUGAAACUAAACACUGAAAGUUUGUCCGACGAGGAUGCAGUCUCAGUGUUGAACAAGCUUAUCUCCUUUCUUAUCACUUCUUUAAGAGAUGGGACAGCUGGCUUUGUCGUGAAGAAGAUCUGUAGCACUCUAGUCACGUAUUUCGUCCACUACUCACAUACGUGGUCUAGAUGCAUACGCCAUCUCUCAUACAGCUUAGACAAACGCACAAGUGUACCGGUAGACGGCAUUGACAACACAUCUCCCUUUGACGGUGUGGUUCAGUCCCUAGAAACUAAGAAUUUCUAUGCCAUUACUUGGUUCGCCCGAUUUCUGGCCAACGAGGCAGAGAAAAUUGACACCAAGUCUACCAAGUAUCUUCCUCUUCAUCAACGACUAUUGGACAAUGCUGGCGAUGUCGCAACAUUUCUGGUUCAUGGUAUCAAGCCCGUUAGUGAGCAAAAUACUCACCCUGAAGAUUCGAUAGGUUGUUUGCUAGCAUGGCUUCAGUAUGGCCAACGCCUUCCGAACCAGACAUUAGUCCAGCAGCUCCGGACACUAAUUCACCCUGUCAUCAACUGUCUUCCCCAUGAGGAAUUAUACGAAGUUGCGGUUGACCUUCUUACAUUCAUCUUGGAAGAUUGGCACCCAUUUCUACUUUCAGACCAUAUCGAAUCCCUGUAUUCCGUCUUCGAGAGCGAAUGGGGUCGAAAUAAAUAUCGCCUCCUAGUCGAGAAUGAUGAUGCGGAUGAUGAUGAGGCUCAGUUUGGGGUAUUUAUGUUGGCCUUUGCCAAUGCCCAAGUAGUCGAAAUGAUGGACGGGUCCAACGAAAGAGCUCAACUCUUCCUUACUAAUCUCGCCGGUCUAUUGACCGCCAAAGGAUUUCCUGGUGUAGAUAACAGAAUAUUUGUUCCAGCUCUCGAAUACAUGGGAUCCUUUGUCGAAAAUCUUCUAGAUACCCUCUAUGAAGCUGAAUCUACACAUAAACUACAAUGGGAUAAGCCGCCUGUAUGGCAGAUCAUGCAAGCCGUCUCAGAGAGUUGGCGAAAGAUACAAUACCCGCCUAUUGCCAUUUACAACGCCUGGGAUUCCACGGAACGGGUUGCAUUUUCUGACGCGAGAAAAGACGUCGCGGAUUUCAUGCAAUCCGUUUACACCAUAAUAGGCAAACAACUAGUCUCUAUGUUUGUAGAACACUUGUUAGAGGCAUUGCCAAGAUCGGCUUGGGCGGAGCUCGAGGCAGCUGCCUUCUGCUUAGGCGCUUUGUCCGAUUGUGUAUCGGAUGGAACUUCAUGUGAUGAUAUACUAACCAAAGUAUUUGGUUCGCCCCUAUUCGAAUUGCUGCGUCAGGGUCAGAAUGUGGUGCCCGUCCGUGCAAGACAGACAUGCCUAUCUCUCAUCGAGCGUUACUCAGACUACUUUGGCAACCACUCGGAGUUUCUGCCAGCUGCCUUGAAUCUCCUUUUCAGUGCUGUCGGGGAUAAGUACCUCGCAGUACCUUCUUCUAAGUCGAUCUAUACUCUCUGCUCUUCUUGCCGAGUUCUCUUAACGCCCGAGGUUGAUGCAUUUCUAGCACAAUACGGGACGUUGCGCGAUCAUGAACUCGAUUCGCUAGCGGAGGAAAGAGUCGUAGGCGCCAUCGCAUCUAUCAUACAGGCAAUGCCUGGGGAUGCCCGUCAGGCAAGCGCCUUUCAACGCUUACUAACUAUGAUCGGUAUGGAUGUCAACGUCAGUUUACAGCUCUCAGCAUGUCCUGAGGGAUCUGUUAUAUCUCCAGACAACCCGUCCCUGGUAAGAGCAUAUGACUUAGCACAGCGCCCUGUCGAGGAGGUUCCAGCAUCGGAGGUUUCGCUGCAGUUAGCAAUCCGAGCUCUUCGUUGCUUGAGCAACGUUGCCAAAGGGUUGCAAUCGCCUACAGAAGCUCCUGUUGAUCUAGAGGCUAGCGAUGGAGGUGUCCAGGCACCUGCUAGCACGGAUUUGAAUCAAAUACAAGUUGACAUCAUGAAUCUCCUCGUUCGGCUUAAGGAGACUUUCUCGAGUAAUAGUGAAAUCGUUGAUGUCAUUUGCGGUAUUCUCCGUGCCGGCUUCUCCGAAUCAGAGCCAGGGCCAUUCGUAUUUCCUCCGCAGAUGGUGACCGAAUUCAUGACCAGCAGAUGGCACCACCGUGUUGCAACUGUUGUGAACACGGCCAGUAUCUUUGUGACCUCCUUGAGUAGUGGGAACCAAAAGAAAUACGUUGGAGAGGUCCUUGGGCAGUUAUUACCUUGGGUUUUUGGUCUGUUACACCAGCUCUCAGAGCCUGACCAAGACCCCGAACUAUCGCAGUAUGGCCUUGAAUUUGCCCAGAGGGUAAUGAUUAGGCGCCCGGAGAUACUUAUGUCUCAACCUUCGAACAUGCUCGAGUUUCUCUUCAUGUUUGCCUUUAAGCUGUUAAACGGAAAUGAACCGUUGCCUAAGCAAGCAGCAGCGGACUUUUGGACUACUUUCAUCUCACUUGCAACGGAUGAUCAGAACACCCAAAACAUUAUCAACAAUGCGAUAACUUAUCUAGGUCCCAAACUUGCCGAGUCGUUGAUUCAGAACAUAGGAGGUAAAGCAGCGAGGAGUGAGCUAGAUAAACUUAGCGACCCAUUAAAGAAGCUGGUGGUGCAACACGUACAAGCUCGCCAGUGGUUAGAGGCAGCCCUACAAGAUCCGGCAUUUCCCAGCGACAAGGUAUCCGCCGAGGAUAAGGAAUUAUUCCUCAAGAAAGUUAUCACGUAA
This is a messenger RNA of Annulohypoxylon maeteangense, 2970 nucleotides long. Its product is annotated as ARM repeat-containing protein. The record is from RefSeq and is a predicted model, not a curated record. Bases 1 to 2970 code for a protein of 989 amino acids. Gene Ontology annotation, cellular component: cytoplasm; nuclear membrane. Gene Ontology annotation, biological process: protein import into nucleus. The transcript is spliced from 7 exons. NCBI's taxonomy places the organism in Eukaryota, Fungi, Ascomycota, Sordariomycetes, Xylariales, Hypoxylaceae.